Messenger RNA from Naegleria gruberi, 348 nucleotides. RefSeq lists its product as uncharacterized. The coding region runs from base 1 to 348 and encodes 115 amino acids. Lineage: Eukaryota; Heterolobosea; Eutetramitea; Acrasida; Naegleriidae. The transcript has a single exon. The record is from RefSeq and is a predicted model, not a curated record.
AUGAGUGUUUUUGUAAAAUUUUUUUUUGAAAAAGUAAUUUAUUCGGAUGGAAGUGAUAAAUCAUUUAAAAAACAAAAUGAUAAAGUCUAUUCUCCAGUUUUUGGUGAAUUCAUGAAAGAGAAUCAUCACGGAAUGAUAACUCAUAAAACACCAAAUCGUCCUUAUUCAUUUGCUUUAUCUGAGAAUGAAAAUAGGACAAUUGCUCAACAACAACAAAUGGAAUAUUAUGGACAUUAUGUUAAUCCAAUUACAGGUUUACCAAGUUUUCCUGAUUAUAUUACACAAGAGGAUAGACAAUUGGAAGAAUUGAGAAGAAUGGAUGGAACUAAUAGAUGGAUGAAUCAAUAA